This is a messenger RNA of Racocetra fulgida, 1609 nucleotides long. Lineage: Eukaryota; Fungi; Glomeromycota; Glomeromycetes; Diversisporales; Gigasporaceae. The record is from the annotation of a GenBank genome assembly.
CUAUGCGCCGGAACCUGUAACAUAUGUAGAGUUCGUUGGUAUACCCCGUAUGGAAAUACUGCCUAGAAAUAGAUUUGAUUCGACGUCCUUAAGCCGUCGAGAUUUUGAGUUUGAUUCUUCCUUGCAACACGACGAUUCGUUACACUUAUUUCACCCUGAAGCUACAAUUACUAUACAUCAUAAAAAUAAAACUAGUACAACAACAAGGUUAAUACCGCAAGAUUACAGACUAUUUAAGGGAGUCUUGCUGGACGUUGACUCUACUGAUAGAAGAUUAAGCGAAGAUAUUGUCGGCCUUAAAAGGCUCAGUUUACAUGAAGAGCUCUCUACUUCACCAGGUGUUCUUGGCUUAAAUCAAAAACAUUUGACAUUUGAAGGCACCUUCUCUUUUAAGGGCGACCUUCACCAUAUAAAAUCCAUUGACAAUUUUCAAGUAGCUCAGUUUCGUGAUGAUCCGGAAAUACCAAAUCCGUCAUCUCGUCAUCCUAGCCAUCGUGAUGCUACCAUGGUCAUUUAUCGUGACUCUGAUAUAAAAAAAACUAAUAAGGGCAAUGAUGAUCAGAAUACCGUGAACCUUGGAAAUUUGGAGCAAAUGAUAAAAAUGAUGUGGGAACGGAAAACUGUUGAAAGCUAUAAAUCAUCAGACGCGGCUCGGAAACAAAUUCUUAGCGAUUGGGGUACUGCAUCAGCUGUUUAUGAAAGAACUUUUAAUGUCACCCUUGGUUUAAUUUAUAUUGAGAUUCAAGAUUCAACGUGUCCUCCAACACCUAAUCCGGCAUGGAAUAGACCAUGUUCGGAUUCAUAUAGUAUAAGUGAUAGAUUGAGUGAUUUUAGUAAAUGGAGAGGUGCCAAAGGUACCGGUCAGGCCUUUGUUUCAGGGGCUGGUGUAUCCACAAUUGUUAAAGACGAAUGGAAAGUAGUUGCACAUGAAGUCGGGCAUGCGGUUUCCUCUUGUGAUAUUCCAGAAGUUUGUCCUGGAAAUUCUGGUGAUUGUCCGUCAGACUCACAUAUUUCAGAUGGUACAUCAUGUGGCAAUGGUCUUCAAUGUGCUGGUGGCAUAUGUACGUCAAGGGAUUUGCAAUGUGCUACACGUGGUUCUCGUAUGGGAAUUACGAAAGCAUGUACAAUUACAUCCUUUUCAUCAUGUACUAUUAGUUGUGCUAAUCCGAAUGAUACAACUCAAUGCCUUGAAAUGAGUGGAUAUUUUGUGGAUGGUACUCCUUGUGGAUUUUGUGGAAAGUGUAGUAAAGGAACCUGUGUAAACAAUGAAGCAGCGGCUAUAGGAAGCAGUAAUUAUAAUCAUAAUAACUCAGGAUGGGUUGAUCCAACGCCGUACAAUGGUCCUCCGACUAAUAAUGAACGUUACCCUAAUCCGCGUGAUCGAGCAACAAGCCCUAAUAAUGAACGUUACCCUAAUCAGCGUGAUCGAGCAACAAGCCCUAAUAAUGAACGUUACCCUAAUCCGCGUGAUCGAGCAACAAGCCCUAAUAAUGGCCCACGCCCACCACCAGACCAUCAAGUCCAGGGAAUCCGAGAAACUACGAAGCUCCGAGGAGCCCGAGGAAUUAUACAAGUCCGAGAAGUCCGAGGAAUCAUGAUCAUUUUGUAG